Vicia faba (fava bean) is the source of this 618-nucleotide messenger RNA. The record is from the annotation of a GenBank genome assembly. NCBI's taxonomy places the organism in Eukaryota, Viridiplantae, Streptophyta, Magnoliopsida, Fabales, Fabaceae.
AUGGCCAAUACACCAUUAGUACUACUAGCAAUUUCUUUACUCUUUGCAUCACUACCAUAUCAUGGAGUAUCUGCUCCUACUCCUAGGGCUGAAUCUCCGGUACCGGAGUCCGUCGGAGCUCCAUCGCCUGCUGCUGGCCAGGGAUGCUUGAAUGCUCUAACAAAUAUGUCGGAUUGCUUAACAUUCGUGGAAGAUGGGAGUAAAUUGAGAAAGCCGGACAAAGGUUGUUGUCCUGAGUUAGCAGGGUUGGUUGAUAGUAACCCUAUUUGUUUGUGUCAGCUUUUAGGAAACUCUGAUUCUAUUGGGAUUAAGAUUAAUGUUAAUAAAGCUCUCAAGCUUCCUUCUCUUUGUGGUGUUACUACUCCUCCUGUUAGUACUUGCUCAGCUGCUGGAGUUCCUGUGUCCUUGCCUGGCCCAUCAAGUCAAGAUUCUAUGCCACCAAAUAUGGCAAUGACACCAAAAGGAUCAGCUCCCAGUCCUUCAAAUUCAGCUGAUAGUUCAGUAGCUGGUGUUCCAAGUCCUUCUGAUAGCAAAAAGGGAGGAGCCUCAAGCAUUCAUGCCUCUGUCCUCACUUUCAUUUUUGCAAUGUCCACUCUCUCUUUUUCUAUAUUCUUCUGA